AUGACAACAUCGGCACUUGCUCGACGAGGUAGCAAGUGUGCCGCUGCUUGCAAGCAUCAGAAUCCUCUACGACCCAACUUUGCUCGGUGUCGAUCUACGUUUGUGCUCCCUGUGGUACCGUCACCUAUAACGCGCCACACCGAUAUGUUAUGUCUAUUGGCAGCAGCAGCAGCUUCACGUGCUACUGGCGUAUCAUCAUCUUCAUCAUCAUGCACUCAACGACGACACUUUAAUGCACGAUCAUCAUCCUCAUCAUCAGCAGCUCUUUCUGCACCAUCAUCUUCAACAUCAUCAACUGCCCCAUGUGCAUUGAAUGAUCCAUCACACAACAUAUUUCAUCCACGGCGGAUAGGCAAAGGAUGUGAUUUGAAUGCAUUAUAUGAUUAUUUACGGGCACAAGGUCAUCAAUUGGGUCCUGAAAGAGUAUACAAGACGUUGAGGUCAGCAUUGUACAAUGCGAGUGGUUAUCAGGCGGAUACGGCAUGGCGAAUUUAUCAAAUGAUGCUCGAACAUGGCGUUUCUCAUCGAAUGGGUGCCAAUAACUAUGGACAUUUACUCAACAUGCUAAAGUAUGGGAAUGAUUGGGAACGGAUGGUGAAUGUGCUGGACAACAUGCGCAAUCAAGGGACGCAGGUCGGCCCGCUCCAUUAUGCACAAGUACUAUUUGCUAUGGCACGGCAUGGUCAACUCGAGUCAGCGUGCAAGAUUCUCAAGGAAAUGCGUGAUGCUGGUGUUCCACGACAACCCUCUCAUUUGACUUCUUUGGCAUUGGCAGUACGAUCACACCAUGUAUCCACCAAACAGCAUGAAGUGGCAGCCAAGGUCAUGAUGGAAGUGAUGCAAACGGAUGGAAUAGUGAUUGAAAACAGGGCAUGUGCUGUCAUGGUCAGCCAUUUAUCACGCACAUCUAUGGAUAAGACGAUUGAGUUUCUCGAAUGUCUUGCACAAGCACAAGCCAUUGGCAACAACAAGGAUACCCCAGCAACAGCAAUUGAAGAAGCAGGAGCAGGAGCGAGAGGAGGCGUUUACAACACACAUGUGUACACAUCACUGAUAUCCGGUUUGGCACACAAAGGUGAUGCAAUCAAUGCUGAACGACUAUACAAUGAGAUGAAGCACCAUCGUUUAAGACCGACUGUGGCCACCCGUGUUGCAUUAGCCGAAGCUUAUGGUCGUGCAGGUGAUUUCGACAAGGCGCUCAAGCUCGUUGGUAAACGACCCAAUCAUGCCAUUAUGACUUCUAUUCUCAGCAAUGCAAUGCGACAAGGACGAUGGGAUCUUGCACAUGACUUGGCAGAAACAUGGAUGGCUGAUAAACGCAUCAUGAAUAAUACAGCAGCCGAUGACAAGUUUCGAGCGACGUUAAUGUGGGUCAAGGUCAAGACGGGAUUGGAUACAGCAAAGCUCUUUUUCCAGCGGCUAUAUGAAGAAGAUGCAUCUUUUGUCAAUGCUGUGAUGGUGAAUCAUCUUGUCAUGGAGAGUGGUAAUCAACAAAAGAAGGAUCAAGUUUAUGAAUCGUUCGGAUUACAUCGGCAAUUGGAGGAUGAACCAGCACCCUCGUUGUUAUCACACCAUUAUUAUGUGGAUGCCUUGUUCAAAUGCCGAGAUGUCCCAGCAGCAUUAGCAGCCUUUGUGGAAAUGAGAAGAUACGGUGUACCGGACGACAUCACGAUGGCUAUGGUGGUGCGUGGAUUAGUCAUGAAUGAGGAGGACAACAUGGCAUGGAACGUGUUUCGGGUCAUGAGGAAGAAUGGAUUACAGCCCAAUCUCUAUGCCUAUUCAAGCAUUUUAAAGGCAUUUGCAAAGACACAAGCUCCACGAUGGGUAUCCAAGGAGUUGAGCAAAUUAUGGCCCGAUCUGCAUGCAGCUAUUACUGGUGAUCAACAGCAACCUGAUCUUCUCACCCAUGAUUUCCUUGGUAGUUCAUCGCAUGCUUAUUCCUUGUUCCAAGAAAUGACUGGAUUUCAACGACCCAACGAGUACACAUAUACCACCUUGAUUGCCUGUUUUGCAAAGACAAGUCUUGCUCGUGCAGCUGAUGUAUUCUCUCACAUGUGUGCUGAUGGUAUCAAACCCACCGCUCAAACCUAUACAGCCAUGCUUCAAGGAUGUGCCAUUUUCCGCAACGCUCGUAUGGCUUUGGUUGUAUUCCGACACAUGCGUGAACAUCAUGUCACACCCAACCAAAAAACGUGGCAUUAUCUACUCAAGGCCUUGGUCCGUGCGCGCGUCGACCGUAAAAAGAUUGAUAGCGUCGGUCGAAUGGCUCGUAAGGCCAUGGAUGUAUCAUAG
Molecule: messenger RNA, 2292 nt
Organism: Lichtheimia ornata
Lineage: Eukaryota; Fungi; Mucoromycota; Mucoromycetes; Mucorales; Lichtheimiaceae
Exons: 1
Coding region: 1-2292 (763 amino acids)
Molecular function (GO): protein binding
Source: RefSeq, a predicted model, not a curated record